Paramecium pentaurelia is the source of this 3270-nucleotide messenger RNA. The record is from the annotation of a GenBank genome assembly. NCBI's taxonomy places the organism in Eukaryota, Ciliophora, Oligohymenophorea, Peniculida, Parameciidae.
AUGUAAGCCUUGAUAUAAUUUUAUCUUAAUAAAUUAUACAAGAAAUCUAUUUAUGGAGUGUUAAGUUUAGGAGUCAUAGGGUUCAUAGGCGCUAUAAUAGUAGUUUCAUCGAAUAUAAGGAAAUAAAAAUCAAAAUAGCAUUCUCUUGAUUAAUUUUAAUCAAAUGAAUAAUCUCUUUAAGGAACAAUAUUUAAUAAAUUGGAUAAAUGCUCAUUGUCUAAUUUAGAAGAUGUUAUAACUUUAAACACAUCAAUAAAGCUUGAAAUUGAUUUUAAACAAUAAUAACUAAUUGGAAAAGUGAUUUUAUAGAUGAAGGCCAUUAAGGAUAUUAAUAAAGUAUUAUUAGAUGCUAAAAUGUUGAAUGUUCAACAAGUGAAUGUAAAUAAUUAAAACUCUCUAUUUAAUUAUAAAUAAUUAGUAGUUAAUGAGUUAGGAGAUCAAUUAGAAAUAAAUACUUAAAAAUAAGCAAAUGAAGAAUUUCAGAUUGAAAUCACUUAUUCAACUUUAUAAAAUAUGCAUAAUGAAUAAGUUGCUUUGAAUUGGCUUUAACCAUCAUAAACUUUUGGUAAUAAGCAUCCCUUUUUAUUUACAUAAUCAGAACCUAUAUAUGCAAGAUCAUUAGUAUAUCUUAUAAUUAAUAAGUUAGUUUCCUUGUUAAGAUAGUCCAUCAAUGAAAUCAACUUUCGAUAUUGAAUUGAUAGUUCCUGCUCCUUUAAAAGCAUAUGGAUCAGGAUUGAUAGUCAAAGAAACUAUUUAAGGAGACAAGAAUAUAUUCUAAUUUCAUUAGCCUGUUGCAAUACCUGCAUAUCUAUUUGCCAUUUGUGCUGGAGAUUUAGAGAAAAAAAAAAUCAGCUAAAGAACAUUUGUAAUAUCAGAGCCUAUUUUAAUCAAUAAAUGUGUUUAUGAAUUCUCUGAUAUGGAAAAAUAUCUAUCAAAAAUUGAAGAGUAUUUAACACCUUAUAAAUGGAAUGAAUAUACUGUUGUUGUAUUACCAAAGGCCUUUCCUUUUGGUGGAAUGGAAAAUCCAAAUUUGACAUUUUUAUCACCCUCUUUAAUAGUGGGGGAUAAAAGUGAAACUGCAGUUGUCAUACAUGAGAUGAUACAUUCUUGGUCUGGAAAUAGUAUGACAUGUUAAAAUUGGGAAUGUUUUUGGUUGAAUGAGGGUAUCACUACUUUUAUUGAAAAUAAAAUGGUUGGCAAGAUUUUCGGAUAAGAUCAANUGUAAGCCUUGAUAUAAUUUUAUCUUAAUAAAUUAUACAAGAAAUCUAUUUAUGGAGUGUUAAGUUUAGGAGUCAUAGGGUUCAUAGGCGCUAUAAUAGUAGUUUCAUCGAAUAUAAGGAAAUAAAAAUCAAAAUAGCAUUCUCUUGAUUAAUUUUAAUCAAAUGAAUAAUCUCUUUAAGGAACAAUAUUUAAUAAAUUGGAUAAAUGCUCAUUGUCUAAUUUAGAAGAUGUUAUAACUUUAAACACAUCAAUAAAGCUUGAAAUUGAUUUUAAACAAUAAUAACUAAUUGGAAAAGUGAUUUUAUAGAUGAAGGCCAUUAAGGAUAUUAAUAAAGUAUUAUUAGAUGCUAAAAUGUUGAAUGUUCAACAAGUGAAUGUAAAUAAUUAAAACUCUCUAUUUAAUUAUAAAUAAUUAGUAGUUAAUGAGUUAGGAGAUCAAUUAGAAAUAAAUACUUAAAAAUAAGCAAAUGAAGAAUUUCAGAUUGAAAUCACUUAUUCAACUUUAUAAAAUAUGCAUAAUGAAUAAGUUGCUUUGAAUUGGCUUUAACCAUCAUAAACUUUUGGUAAUAAGCAUCCCUUUUUAUUUACAUAAUCAGAACCUAUAUAUGCAAGAUCAUUAGUAUAUCUUAUAAUUAAUAAGUUAGUUUCCUUGUUAAGAUAGUCCAUCAAUGAAAUCAACUUUCGAUAUUGAAUUGAUAGUUCCUGCUCCUUUAAAAGCAUAUGGAUCAGGAUUGAUAGUCAAAGAAACUAUUUAAGGAGACAAGAAUAUAUUCUAAUUUCAUUAGCCUGUUGCAAUACCUGCAUAUCUAUUUGCCAUUUGUGCUGGAGAUUUAGAGAAAAAAAAAAUCAGCUAAAGAACAUUUGUAAUAUCAGAGCCUAUUUUAAUCAAUAAAUGUGUUUAUGAAUUCUCUGAUAUGGAAAAAUAUCUAUCAAAAAUUGAAGAGUAUUUAACACCUUAUAAAUGGAAUGAAUAUACUGUUGUUGUAUUACCAAAGGCCUUUCCUUUUGGUGGAAUGGAAAAUCCAAAUUUGACAUUUUUAUCACCCUCUUUAAUAGUGGGGGAUAAAAGUGAAACUGCAGUUGUCAUACAUGAGAUGAUACAUUCUUGGUCUGGAAAUAGUAUGACAUGUUAAAAUUGGGAAUGUUUUUGGUUGAAUGAGGGUAUCACUACUUUUAUUGAAAAUAAAAUGGUUGGCAAGAUUUUCGGAUAAGAUCAAUAAACAUUACAUGGUCUGUUAGGAGUACUGACUAUAAUUAUUCUUAGGAUAAUGAUUUAUAGAAGAGUAUUAAUAAUUUUGGUGCUGAUCAUACAUAUACAUCUUUAUCUCCAAAAAUUGACUAAUAAAAUCCUGAUGAUUGUUUUUCUGCAAUUCCUUAUGAAAAAGGUUGUUAAUUUUUAAGAUUUGUUGAAUCUUAAAUUGGAGAAGUGAAAUUCUAAUAGUUUAUAAGACUAGUAGUAUCUUAGAAUACAUUAAAUUCAGAUUAAUUUAGAAUUCUUUUAAGGCAAUUCCUUCUUGAAAAUAAUAUAUAAGGAGUAGAUCUUUAAUGGUAAUAAUGGAUUAUUGAUCCUGGUUUACCAAAAGAUAGAUUAAAAAUAGAUGAAUAAUUUAAUAAAAAAUAUUAAAAUUUAGCAGAUAAUCUAUAUGAAAAUACUUUGUCAUUGGAAGAUUUCUAAAAAUUACAUUCAAAUGAAAAAUGCUACGUUUUGGAUUUAUUAGGAAAUAAAAAGAUUGAUUAAAAUAAAUUAAAGAAUUUGGAAGAGGAGUAUUAAUUAUUUGACUCUAAUAAUCCUGAAAUUUUACAUAGAAUUCUAAUUUAUGGAAUUGAGUGCAGUUAUCCUAGUGCUUUAGGGUAAUAUAUAAUUAUUAUUAAUUUAGUGAUAAAUUAAGUAAUUUUUUAAGUAUGAAUGGUAGAAUGAAGUUCAUAAAUCCUGUAUAUAGAGUAUUGGCUGAAAAACAACCAGAUUUAGGAUUUAGAAUAUUCAAUUUAUGCAAAAAUAGUUAUCAUAGUAUAGCUGUAGCGUAAAUAUAAAAGAUGUUUUAGAAAUGA